This is a messenger RNA of Leptidea sinapis, 3778 nucleotides long. It is a transcript of the gene Grp170, whose product is annotated as hypoxia up-regulated protein 1. The record is from RefSeq and is a predicted model, not a curated record. Bases 155 to 2887 code for a protein of 910 amino acids. NCBI's taxonomy places the organism in Eukaryota, Metazoa, Arthropoda, Insecta, Lepidoptera, Pieridae. Gene Ontology annotation, biological process: negative regulation of hypoxia-induced intrinsic apoptotic signaling pathway; cellular response to hypoxia; endoplasmic reticulum unfolded protein response. Gene Ontology annotation, molecular function: ATP binding; ATP-dependent protein folding chaperone. Gene Ontology annotation, cellular component: endoplasmic reticulum chaperone complex. The transcript is spliced from 9 exons.
CGUUAAACUUGACGUGGACUUUAGCAGCUGGUUGGCCAUUUCAUUUUAACUUUCAAGAAAUGUGCGAGAAAAUAUUUUAAACUCAUACUUACUGUAUGAAAACUCAAUUUUAAGUAAUAAAGAAAAGUAUAAUUAAGUUGUCUGGCUAAGCAACAUGUCUUUAAGUUGUAAAAUGUAUGGACUGGUGUGUUUAGUAUUGUUUCCGCUAUUAGUAAGUCAAAACACUGAAGCUGCGGCAGUGAUAUCGAUUGAUUUUGGUUCAGAAUGGAUGAAAAUAGGUAUAGUUUCGCCGGGAGUGCCGAUGGAAGUUGUACUUAACAAAGAAUCUAAACGAAAAACGCCGGCGGUAGUGGCAUUUAGAGAUGAUGUGAGGACAUUUGGUGAAGAUGCAGUAACCGUGGGAGUGAGGUUCCCUAAGAACUCGUACAAAUACCUUUUAGAUCUCUUGGGCAAACCAUAUGAUCAUCCAUUAGUUCAAGCUUACAGGGAAAAAUUCCCAUACUAUGAAAUAGUGCCCUCAGAAAGAGGUACACCAGAGUUUAUUCAUGAUGAAAAGACAAGAUAUACACCUGAAGAGUUGGUUGCUCAACUGCUUGGUAAAGCUAAAGAGUUUGCUGAGAUAAGCCAUGGACAACCAAUAAGUGAGUGUGUGAUAACAGUUCCUGGAUUUUUCAACCAAGCUGAGCGCAGGGCUAUGAAGGAAGCAGCCUCAUUGGCUGGCCUUAAUUUGUUGCAGUUGAUUAAUGAUUACACAGCAAUUGGUAUCAACUAUGGAAUAUUCAGAAGAAAGGAAAUCAAUGAGUCAGCCUGGCACGCCCUGUUCUUUGAUAUGGGUGCUAAGUCAACUAAAGCAGCGCUUGUGGAGUACAAAACAGUCAAGACAAAGGAGAAGGGUUAUGUUGAAACAGUGCCACAGUUGCAAGUGAUUGGUGUUUCAUAUGACAGGACUCUUGGAGGUCUAGAGAUGACUCUGCGUCUCCGGGAACACUUAAUCAAAGCUUGGGAGUCUAAUGGCGGCGGUAACGUCAGAGCGUCCCCCCGGUCCAUGGAAAAACUUUUACGUGAAGCGGAACGUUUGAAGAUUGUGCUGUCUGCUAAUACUGAACAUUAUGCGCAGAUUGAAAGCCUCCUGGAUGAUAAAGAUUUCAAAUUAUUGGUCACCCGCACAGAGCUAGAAGAGAUCUGCGCUGAUCUAUGGCCCCGUGUUACAAAUGUUGUCCAACGUGCCAUAUCAGCGGCUGCCGGUUCCGGAGUUGGAGCCAGGCUGAUAGUAGCUGGAGGUGGCUCCAGGGUCCCUGCUGUGCUUGAAGCUCUGAAGAAUGCUGCCGGGGUUGAACCUCAGAAGUCCAUUAAUGCUGAUGAGGCAGCUACCAUGGGAGCAGUGUACAGGGCUGCAGCGUUGGCUACCGGCUACAAAGUAGCAGCGUUCAACAUCCGCGAUGCUGUCAUGUUUCCCAUACAGGUGGUGUUCACGAGAAACGUCGACGGCAAUGAGAAACUCAUAAAGAGAACACUUUUCGGGCCAAUGAAUCCCUACCCACAAAAGAAGGUGAUCACUUUCAACAAACACACCGGCGACUUUACAUUCAACGUUAAUUAUGCCGAGCUAGAUCACAUCCCAUCAAACGAGCUCGCCAACAUUGGUGCAUUGAACCUUACUCAAGUUGUUCUGACGGGAGUCGCUGAAGCAUUAGCCAAGAAUUCCGGUGAAAAUGUUGAACAUAAAGGGAUUAAAGCUCAUUUUAAUAUGGAUGAUUCGGGGAUACUCAACCUAGUUAACGUCGAAUUUGUUGCCGAGAAAACUGUAACAGAUGAGGAUGAAGAUAAAGAUAGCACUUUGUCUAAAAUUGGUAGCACCAUUAGUAAAUUGUUCGGUUCCGAUGCGGAGACGCUAGAGCAAGGGGCACAAGAACAAGAAAAACCACAGGAAACUGUAAAUAAUGAAACACUUAAUGCAAACGAGACUACUACUGCUAAACAGAAUGCAACAGACCCAGAAAUCAAACCAAAACCUAAAUUAGUUGUUCUAAAAGAACCAAUCAAAACUGAAGAACAGAUACUGAACUUAAAACCGCUUUCUGAAGACCAAUUUAAAACUUCUAAAUCGAAAAUUGUUGAACUAUAUAAUAUUGAUAGAAAGCGAGUGGAAAGAGAGACCGCUUUAAAUAAUUUAGAGGCAUUCGUUGUUGAUGCGGCAAUGAAAGUGGAUAUGGAGGAAUUUGCUGAAUGUGGAACUCCUGAACAGAUAGAAGAGAUUAAAAAACUAUGUGCUGAGAUCUCAGAAUGGCUUUAUGAUGAUGGUUAUGAAGCACCGACUGAGCUUUAUGAAGAGAAAUUGAAAGGUCUCAAAGAAAAGACUAAUCCAAUAUUCUAUAAGCAUUGGGAACAUAGAGAACGUCCGGAUGCAAUUGCGGCUAUUCGCACAAUGAUCAAUAAAUCGCAGGAUUUCUUGAAAAUGGCCAAGAACCUUACACAGAAUUCCGAAUCUGAUAAUGAUGUAUUCACUGAUGUAGAAAUAUCAGUUCUUGAGAAGAAGAUAGAAGAAACAGAAUCUUGGCUCUCUAAAAUAAUAAAAGAGCAGGAGGCUUUAAAGAAAAACGAAGAAAUCAAAUUAACGGUUGAGAGUAUUCGGGAGAAAGUAACCAUUUUAGAUCGUGAAGUAAAAUAUCUGCUUAAUAAGAUGAAAAUAUGGCGGCCUAAGAAACCGAAGAAGGAUGCUGAGAACAAGACUGAGACGGUUACUGAACCGGAAAAGUCUGAUGAUGAACCGGUGCAGGAAGAACAACCUGAAACGCAAGAACCGGAAUCUGAACCGAAAUCGGAAACCCCACAAACCGAUGGAACGACUGAAACACCGCAAUUAGACGUGGAACAUUCCGAAUUAUAAAUAUUUGGCUUAAGUUAUUUAUAUUUAGCAUAAUUUAUUUCCUAUUAUGAGCGUUCGCUUUUUGUACCGCGUUCAAAGCACAAUGUAUUGUUUUGUUUUGAAAUUAGAUUAUAUAAAUCUCGUUACAAUUUUGACAUGUCUGUAUAUGUGUGUGCCCCAAUUUGUUAGAAUUGAUAUGUGCAAAAACCGAACGCUACCACAUAGUAAAUUCUAUCACCUGUCUUGACUGUGUCAAAGUCCUAAAUCAUUUAAAAUCUCAACCGCAUCAUCGAUGGUAAUUUCAAAAGGACCAAGAUCAUCUACAAAGUCAUUUCUACUUAGCUGUAUUUCUAAUUUAUUGUUAAUUAAUUGUGGGUUAGUGUUUUUCUGUGUUGUAAUGAAGUGGACAAAGAUGUAUUAAACGUAUUUAUUAUUAUUGUCCUGUGAUAGUGUUCUUUAUACCCUGCAAGCCUUUCUUACGGUAUUACUGUUACAAGUAAAAAUAAUUAAAUUAUUUACCAAAUACUUAGAAGUUGUGACUGCUUCUUGUAUGCAGUGUUUGUUUGAAUACUGAAUAGCCCGAUAAAGAAUUAUUUAAGUCAAAAUAAAUUUUACUUUCUCAUCGGGGACGAUAAAAUGUUAGCACAAUAUGUCUUUAAAAAUACAGUAAAAGAUUUAGAAAAAUCUUACCAUGAUAUAAAUACAGGUUGCUGUUACUAAAAAAAAACUAACUUUAGACUGGCCCAGUGCAAUAUUAUGGAUUAUUGUUAUAUGAUUUCUUACUUGUAACAUUAGUAAAUUGUUUUGAUGAAAUUAUUUUUACAUAAUAUUGUAAAUGUGAUAAUGUAACGGUUUGAUGUUCGUCGUAAGUUGAUAUGAAUCCAGUCGCAAAUAAAUUAUUGGAAAUGAAAA